GACUGGCUACCCGGCAGCAUGGCGGGACUGGAGCUGCUAUCUGACCAGGGCUACCGCGUGGAUGGGCGGCGUGCAGGAGAGCUGCGCAAAAUUCAGGCGCGGAUGGGCGUGUUCACGCAGGCCGACGGCUCGGCCUACAUCGAGCAAGGCAACACCAAGGCACUGGCGGUGGUCUACGGGCCGCACGAGAUCCGGGGCUCCAGGGCACGAGCCCUGCCCGACCGGGCACUGGUCAACUGUCAGUACAGCUCGGCGACCUUCAGUACCGGUGAGCGCAAGAAGCGGCCACAUGGAGACCGCAAGUCCUGCGAGAUGGGCCUACAACUACGCCAGACCUUUGAUGCCGCCAUCCUCACCCAGCUGCACCCGCGCUCCCAGAUUGACAUCUAUGUGCAGGUGCUGCAGGCAGAUGGUGGGACCUACGCGGCUUGUGUUAACGCAGCCACCCUGGCAGUGAUGGACGCUGGCAUACCCAUGCGGGACUUCGUGUGCGCCUGCUCAGCCGGCUUUGUGGAUGGCACAGCUCUGGCAGACCUGAGCCACGUGGAAGAAGCGGCUGGGGGCCCUCAGCUGGCCCUGGCCCUGUUGCCAGCCUCCGGCCAGAUUGCACUGCUGGAGAUGGAUGCCAGGUUGCACGAGGACCACCUGGAGCAGGUGCUGGAGACCGCUGCCCAGGCUGCUCGGGACGUACACACCCUGUUGGACCGCGUGGUCCGGCAGCAUGUGCAUGAGGCCUCCAUCUUGCUGGGGGACUGAGCACUGGCCACCAGGCCCUGAAUAAAAUUCUAUUCUGCUGCCCACA
Molecule: messenger RNA, 802 nt
Organism: Chrysochloris asiatica (Cape golden mole)
Lineage: Eukaryota; Metazoa; Chordata; Mammalia; Afrosoricida; Chrysochloridae
Gene: EXOSC4
Product: exosome component 4
Exons: 3
Coding region: 19-756 (245 amino acids)
Biological process (GO): U4 snRNA 3'-end processing; poly(A)-dependent snoRNA 3'-end processing; nuclear mRNA surveillance
Cellular component (GO): nucleolus; cytoplasmic exosome (RNase complex); nuclear exosome (RNase complex)
Source: RefSeq, a predicted model, not a curated record